Lolium rigidum is the source of this 1738-nucleotide messenger RNA. RefSeq lists its product as uncharacterized. NCBI's taxonomy places the organism in Eukaryota, Viridiplantae, Streptophyta, Magnoliopsida, Poales, Poaceae. The transcript is spliced from 3 exons. The record is from RefSeq and is a predicted model, not a curated record. The coding region runs from base 1 to 1329 and encodes 442 amino acids.
AUGCUCCUCCGCCGCCGUUUCCUCGGCCUCCCCGCCGCCGUCUCCGGCAGCCUCCGCCGCUCCCACACCUCGGCGGGCACGCGGAUUCCGUGGGCCAUGAUGCGCCACAACGCGUGUCCCGUCGAGGCGCCCAGCCCGCAGGUCCGGCUCGUCGAGCCACCGCGCAUCUCCGAAGUGUACGUCCCGGACCACCUCGUCAAGACCGCGCCCCUCCCCGACCCCGACAGCGACGUCGUCGAAGCGCGCGGCGGCGUCGUCUGCGCCGCGAGCGGCGACGGCCUCCUCCUCCUCGUCUUCGCGCAGAUGCGCCUCACGGCUCGCAUCGUCGCCAGGCAGGGCGACCUUCCGCUGCGGCUGCCGCCCGACGACUUCGACCCCGACCACGUCCCCAACGUCACGCGCUUCGUCUUCAACCCCGUCACCAACCAGAUAUCCCGCCUCCCGCCCCGUGUGGCCAAGCUCGACCGCAACGCGGGACCGCUCUUCGACGUCCACAUGGGCCUCGUCACCCAGGCCGACCGCGGGCACGGGCCGCCUGACAGGUUCGCCGUCGCCGAGCUGCCGGAAGGGAACCUGAUGCUCCGGUUCCUCUCGGAGACGGGCAAGUGGGAGACCGUGACGGUUUCGCGGUGCCAACUCCCGUCUGCGCGGCGAAUGGAGAUACACCACGAGGUGCUUGCGUUCCGCGGUCGCCUCUGGUGGGUCGACCAGACCUGGGGCGCAAUCUCCGUCGACCCGUUCAGCGACCGGCCGGAGCUCUCCUUCGUCGAGCUGCCGAGGGGAAGCGUGCUGCCUCCAGGCGCGCCCACCCGUGAGCGUGUCAGCAUGCAUUUCCUGGGCUAUGCGCCAUCUGACGACGAUGAGGACGGUGACAAGGUUUUGUGGAGUAGGUACCGGCGCGUGGGUGUCAGCGAAGGGCGGCUGAGGUACGUCGAGGUCUCUACGAAGGAACCAUAUCUUCUCAGUUCAUUCGCGCUCGACGACGAUGUCAGCGGCUGGACGCUGGAGCACCGGGUGGCGCUCAGCAAACUGUGGGCGGAUGGAGGCUACUCGUGGCUACCCUUGAAGGAGGGGAUGACGCCACGAAUUGCACUUCUUGAUCCACUUAACGCCAGUGUCGUCUACCUCAAGGUUGACAAGCACAUUGUCGUCGUGGACAUGAACAUCAAGGAGGUGACCGGGAGUUACCUGUACAAAACAAACUUCGACUGCAUACCCUGUGUUCUUCCACCGUGGCUUGGAUCCAGCCGGAUCCCUUCUGCAGGCAAGAAGGAUGCCGAAAAAACCAAGACUUUGGCUAACGUUCUGGUUCGCUCAGACACCCCGUAGAAGAGAUGCAGGUUCCUUAAAACUAACAGAUGCUGGUGUCUAAUUAAUUACGAAGCUGAUGGUGGUAGCUUACUGAACUCUCAUUUUAGGAAAAAUCUGGAGAAGUCAUGGUUUGGGGGAGCUUUGCAGUCAUCUUACUGUAUCUUAUUUUUAGGGGAAAUCUGGGAGAUCUUUUAGACUGUCGGUUCGCAGCAGAACAUUCCGGUAGAAUUGCUAAAUUAAAUCAGCAUGCGACUACCAUCACAGAACAUCCUAGAUGUUGUUCUUACUAGCUACACAUGUAUUAUUAAGGAAAGGUUGAUGCUUGAACGUGUUUACUCUUGUGAGAAAUCUUAUUUUAGGGUUCUGUGCGUAUCACAUCCAUGCUUAAGUGAUGAUCUGUUCUGAUGCAGUGUUAGUAUUUGCUGUC